Molecule: messenger RNA, 2457 nt
Organism: Periconia digitata
Lineage: Eukaryota; Fungi; Ascomycota; Dothideomycetes; Pleosporales; Periconiaceae
Source: the annotation of a GenBank genome assembly
AUGUGGAGUUCUUUGGCCUCUUGUUCGUUCCAAAUGCCUCUGCUUUCACCGCCGAACAUAAAGGCCGCACUGGGAACCUGUCCCCGGUUUCUCCUGUCCUCCCCGGCCUUCACAACUGCCUUCCGACUUCUCCCGCGCAUUCGAGUCUUCGGCCCAGACUGCUCCAACUAUACCCCGUUGCAAUCCAAUCACAGGCGCUCGGAUCCCCGACUAGUCCCCAAGGUCAGACAUAGCAUCCCUUUGGCCAUCUCUGCCAGCGUCGUCACGAUGGGUUAUAAAGAGCAGCGAGACCCCGUCAUUCGAACAGCAAGCCCCGCCCCAUUAGCCCAAGACUUUGCCCGUCAGCAGCUAUCCAAACAACAGCGUUCCAACUACCACUCUUCUUCCCUUUCUUCUUCCAUCCCAUCCAAAAUGGUUUCCCAAAGCGUCAACAAGACCAAUCUCCACCCGACCGGUGUCCAGCCGUCGAAUAAGGACCACACCGAGAUUGAGGAAGAACUCCACGACCGCGCACACAUCGACUACGACCGCGUGGCUAUUGUCGCCAAUCCAUCAGUAGCAGCUCUCUACGAGGAUGCGCUAGUAUACGAGUCGGGCUCAGCCAUCACAUCAAGUGGUGCUCUUUCAGCAUAUUCGGGUGCCAAAACUGGCCGUUCGCCCUCGGACAAGCGCAUCGUAGAAGAAGAUUCGUCAAAGAAGGAUGUCUGGUGGGGUCCAGUGAACAAACCCAUGUCGACUGAUGUCUGGCGUAUUAAUCGCGAGCGUGCAAUUGAUUACCUGAACACCCGAAACCGCAUCUAUGUCGUCGAUGGCUUUGCCGGAUGGGAUGAGCGCUACCGAAUCCGCGUCCGUGUCGUCUGCGCGCGUGCCUACCAUGCUCUCUUCAUGCGCAACAUGUUGAUUCGCCCGUCAAAAGAAGAACUCGAGCACUUCAGUCCCGAUUAUGUCAUUUACAAUGGUGGUGCUUUCCCAGCCAACAGAUACACUGCCGGUAUGACUUCGUCAACAUCCGUUGCCAUCAACUUUGCCGAGAAAGAGAUGGUCAUUCUAGGAACUGAGUACGCUGGAGAAAUGAAGAAGGGUAUUUUCACCGUCUUGUUUUACGAGAUGCCUGUCAAACACAACGUCUUGACACUCCACUCAUCUGCGAACGAGGGCCAGAAUGGCGAUGUCACCGUGUUCUUUGGCCUGUCUGGAACCGGUAAGACAACUCUCUCAGCUGACCCCAAGCGUGCCCUCAUCGGUGAUGAUGAGCACUGCUGGAGCGACAAGGGUAUCUUCAACAUCGAGGGAGGCUGCUAUGCCAAGUGCAUUGGUCUGUCAGCUGAGAAGGAACCCGAUAUUUUCGGCGCCAUCAAGUUCGGUGCCAUUCUUGAGAACGUUGUCUUCGACCCGGUAUCACGUGCUGUUGACUACGACGACGACACUUUGACCGAGAACACCCGAUGCGCGUACCCCAUUGAGUACAUCGAGAACACCAAGAUUCCUUGCAUUUCCGACAACCACCCCAAGAACAUCAUUCUCCUCACCUGCGAUGCCCGCGGUGUGCUACCUCCCAUCUCGAAGCUCAGCAAGGAGCAGACCAUGUACCACUUCAUCUCCGGUUACACCUCUAAGAUGGCUGGAACCGAGCAGGGUGUUACUGAGCCCCAGGCUACUUUCUCUUCUUGUUUCGCUCAGCCUUUCUUGGCUCUGCACCCUAUGCGCUACGCUAAGAUGCUCGCGGAGAAGAUUGAGGAGCACAAGGCCAAUGCCUGGCUCUUGAACACUGGCUGGGUUGGUGCUGGUGCUACCACUGGCGGAAAGCGCUGCCCACUCAAAUACACACGUGCCAUCCUCGAUGCCAUCCACUCCGGCGAACUCGCACAAUCCGAAUACGAAACCUACGAAACCUUCAACCUCUCCGUCCCCAAGACUUGCCCCAACGUCCCCGACGAGUUGCUUAACCCCGCCAAGUCAUGGAACGGCACAGCAGACUUCAAGGGCGAAGUCGAGAAGCUCGGCAAGUUGUUCAUGGAGAACUUCCAGAAGUACGAAGACGAGGCUACGACUGAUGUCGUCAAAGCCGGUCCUCACGUAUGCUGCUGCCCCAAGCACUGAUUGUUCUUCUGAUUUUUUUCCUUGUUCAUCUUUUGCGGUUGGGUUUUCAUCUCACGACAUGACAGAUUGCAUAAACAUAUCGCCUUUUCUCCAUUUCUCAGCUCAACGACCCGUCAUCCGGUCGACUGCUGCAUGAUUUCUUUUCUCGGUGUCGAACAUGCGACGAACCCUGUUUUCUUUGGUAUUUAUAGGCUUUCAUCAUGUUUCUUCUUCUUUGUUUCGUAUCAUUGCUAUAUUCUCCUUUUCUGGAUGUAUUUCGUUCAUUGUCUUUGGAGGUCUUGUCGGCCUUUGUAUCUAUCACUCAAAAUCCGGAUGGUUGGACCGCGGAAGAGAUUGUAAUUGCAGAUUGCAUUUGAC